Messenger RNA from Chelonia mydas (Green sea turtle), 1847 nucleotides. RefSeq names its product sulfotransferase 2B1-like. The record is from RefSeq and is a predicted model, not a curated record. The coding region runs from base 261 to 1118 and encodes 285 amino acids. Gene Ontology annotation, biological process: sulfation. Lineage: Eukaryota; Metazoa; Chordata; Testudines; Cheloniidae. The transcript has 6 exons. Gene Ontology annotation, cellular component: cytoplasm. Gene Ontology annotation, molecular function: sulfotransferase activity.
GCCCUAGAGUUGUUCCGGGAACACGCCAAGGAAUCAGCUCAACAGGUGCCGAGGUGCAGCUGGCUCUGGGGUGGGACAGCCAAGGAAGAGCCUCACCCUGCUCCCUGCAGAGCCGAGCAUCCGAUUGCCAGGCUGAGGCGCUGGAGACCCCUGACUUUCAGGAGAGCGGCUCCCACACCGCUCCUUGCAGCACAGCUCCCCUUGUCGUGCCUAGGAUCCAGCACUGAUUCUGGGAGGUCUGUCUCUAUCCCAGCCUUGCCAUGGCACGUGAAUACUUCACCCACAAGGGGUUGCUGUUCCCAUGCCUGGAUUAUUCCCCCGAGGCGCUGAGCUACGUGGAGAAUGAAUUCCAGGUGUGGGACGACGACGUCUUCAACGUCACCUACCCCAAGUCAGGCACUAACUGGAUGCUGGAGAUCCUGAGUCUGAUCCGUUGUGACGGGGACCCCAGCUGGGUGCGCAGCGUGCUGAACUGGGAGCGGGGGCCCUGGCUGGAGACUCACCUGGGGAUGGAGGUUAUCGUGAAAUACCCCCCACCCCGGCUGCUCUGCUCCCACCUCCCCGCGCAGCUCUUCCCCAAGUCCCUGCAGCACUCCAAGGCCAAGAUCAUCUACACCCUGCGCUGCCCCAAGGACGUCCUGGUCUCACUCUACCACUUCUCCAAGCUGCUGCGCCUUUUCAAGGACCCUGGCUCACUGGAUUCCUUCUUCGAGGACUUCCUGAGCGGGAAUGUGGCCUAUGGCUCCUGGUUCGACCACGUCACCGGCUGGAUGGGGCUGAAGGGCAACGAGAACUUCUUCCCCAUCACCUACGAGGAGCUGCAGCAGGAUCCACUGGGCAGCGUGCGGAGAAUCUGCCACUUCCUGGGGAAGGAGCUGAGUGAGGAGCAAGUGGCCGCUGUGGUGGAGAACGCCUCCUUCCAGAGCAUGAAGGGGAACAAAAUGUCCAACUUCUCCCAGGCGGAGGACCAGUACGUGGACCACCAGAAGGGGGAGCUCUUGCGGAAAGGGAUCUGUGGCGACUGGAGGAACCAUUUCUCAGAGGCGCAGAGCCAACGAUUCGACACUGUUUACCGGGAGCGGAUGCAGGGUCUGGGCAUGACCUUCCCCUGGGACUGACGGCCCUGUGCCUGCAAUACACCAGCCCUGCGCCACCCACGUGCUGCUGUGCUUAGUGUGCCCUGGGAGAUGCCCCCUGGGGCAGCGUCACUAGCGCAUCUGCAAUAGGCAGAGCCGGCUGGGGCGUGUGUCCAGCAGAGGUCAGCUCUGGAUUCUAAGAAAUAAAACCAGGUGACAUGGCAGCAGGAACUUACACACACACACACACACUCUCUCUCUCUCUCCCCUGCCCCCAUGCCCCCCGCCCCCAUUCCAAGGGGUGUGAUUGCUGGUGACCCAGUUCCCAGGUAGCGCCCGGCAACACCCCCAGGGCCCAGGAUGCUGUCGCCCCAGGCAAGGAGGCAUCAGCCCCACCCAGCUCCGCCCCUAGGGAAGGCAAUGGCAAGACAGGGCCAAAAGGGUGAUCCACCGGAGGUAGCCUGAGCCCUCGUGUGCGGGGGCCCAUGGGGAUGUGGUGGGGGGCUCCCCACACCUUGGAGUCCAUGAUGCGGAGGGUGAGUCCAUGGGCCAUCCCAACACCAUGGGCGUAAGGUGUUGGCAGGAUCACAGGGCUCUGCUGGGCCAUGGAAUUCCCUCCUGGCUAGCGCAGGAACCCAGCAGAUCAGCCCGGUCCCAAACUGUCCAGCUCCAUCCUCGGACUAGUGGGGGUGUUUGCCCCCAACACCGAUUGGGAAGCUGUUUAUUAGGUGUGCCUCAUUACAGGAGUGCCUAGGACCCCAUCACGGCCCA